GCACGUCGCCAGGCAACAAACGACCCACAGACAUUGCUCCUCUUGAAACUCUUAAUUCACACGCUGUAUCAAAAUUUCAGCCUACAACAACGUGUGUUCUACGUCGAAGGACUCAUCACAUUCUCUAUUUUGAAUGUGCUCGAAAUGCUCGACGUACAUAAAAUUGUUUGAAAUACGGAGGUGGCACAAUUUUCACAAGGAAUGCUGUUAUCGUGGUAGUCAUAUGUUUUGCACAGCUCUUUCCGGAUCGGACCAGCUGUGAGGCGAUAUCUGCGGGCAGGCUGGCCACGGUCGACUCACACUCCGCCCCGCGGUGACGACACGUACCCGAGGCUAGUAGCGGCAGAUAAGGCGAGCACGCAAUGUAGGCCUUCCAGUCGCACAGCGGGCUCGCCACCGGCGCCAUGGGGCAACCUCAGCACCAGGAGCAGCAGCAGGGGACGCGCAUCGGGUCCCGACGGCUGCAGUAUGCCGCCGCCUUCUCAGCGACGCUGGGCUACCUGUCGUUCGGCGCGUUCGCCGGCUGGGCGGCACCGGUGCUGCCGCGGCUCAUCUCCAACUCGUCGCACAUCCCCACCACGGAGGACGAGGCCUCGUGGAUCGUGGCGUCCAGCUCGCUCUCCAUGGUCUUCCCCAUGCUCUUCAUCGGCCACCUGGUCGACCUGCUGGGCCGCAAGCGCAUGCUGCUGUACAGCGCCGGGCCGCACCUGGCGCUCUGGGCCAUCCAGAUCUUCGCCACGCAGCCCUGGGAGCUCAUCGUGUCGCGCGUCGUCGGCGCCAUCUCGCAGUGCAUCAUCAUCGUCACCUCGCCUUGCUACCUCGUCGAGAUCGCCGAGCUCGAGAUUCGCGGCACGCUGGUCACCCUCUACCAGGUGAUGCAGAACCUGGGCACACUGGUGGUGUUCUGCGUGGCACCGUACGUGCACUUCCGCACUUUGGCUGGUAUCAUGAUGGCCUUCCCCCUGCUGCUGGUGGCCACCCUCUCGUGGAUGCCGGAAUCCCCCACCUACCUGCUGCUCAGGGGGCGUUACAAGGAGGCCCAGCAGUCGCUCAAGCGUUUACGAGGCACCAGAGUCUUCGAGGACGUGGAGGAGGAGUUCGAGGCUCUGCGGCGGUCGGUGGAGGAGCGGCAGAGCGAGCCGGGCGCGGGCGACGGCUACAUGGCGACGAUGCGGGAGCUGGUGUGCGACUCCGUGAACCGGCGCACGCUGCUCAUCUCGGGCAUCCUGAUGCCGCUGCUGCUCUGGUCGGGCUACCUCGUGCUCAUGACGUACGCCACGGUGUUCUUCCAGCGCUCGGGCAGCUCCGUGGACCCCGACGUGUCGUCCAUCACGCUGGCCGUCGUGCAGAUGGUGAUGAGCGUGGUGGCCUCGGCGGCCGUGGAGCGCUUCAGGACGCGCCGCACGCCGCUCAUGGUGUGCUUCGCCGGCGCCGCCGUGGCGCUCGUGGCGGAGGGCCUCUACUUCUACCUGCUGGACGUGGCGCAAGCCGACGUGGCCGCCUUCAGCUGGCUGCCGCUCGCCUCACACAUACUCUACUUGGUAUGCAUGACGAUGGGUCCAGGCGCCCUCAUAUGGACGGUCUGCAGCGAGGUGUUCCGUCCUCGCGUCAAGGGCAUCGCCAUGUCGGUGUUGUCCAUUGUCAACUGCGGAUCGGCUUUUGCCACGCUCAAGACAUACCACGCCAUGUCCACCCACUUCGAGCUGUGCGUGUCCUUCUGGAUGUUCGCCAUUUUCUGCGCAUUCGCCGUGUUCUACGUGUGGAGGUUCGUUCCUGAGACCAAAGGGCGGCUGGCGGAGGAGGUGGCGUUGGAGAUAGCGGGCAUCAAGCCUGGACGCACUGAAGACGAGACCGCCACCAAAGAGGAGAGGGAGAAGAUAAAAGUGUGAGCCUGCACUCCGAGGCACGCCAAUACUCUACAAUAUGACAAACUCUGAUGCGCCCAGUAUAAUGAAAAGUGUCGCCCAUCUCUUGACUGUGAUAGCCUUUCGACAUUCUAGACUUUUCGGCGCUGCUGAAGAAGCGUUAUCAUUCGCAUUAUAUUUUACAUUCAUACAAAAUAUCAACCACACCACUUUAUUGUAUUUGCUGCAAAGAGAUUAUUUAUUGCAAGAGAUCGUAGGCUUACCUGGCCGUCUCCAGUGAAAAUAUAAGUUCCUCCAUUUUUAUAAACGAUCAUUCUACAAGUCGAUAUAUAUGUAUAUAAAGAGCAGAUCAGCAGGGAUUUACGUUUACUCCUGAUGCUUCACCCGUUUUUGGCCUAGGUGAAGAGGGCUCUUUCAUUGAUACGACUGCCACUUAGUUUCAGCGUCUUAGCAAAAAAAAAAAAAAAAAAAAAAAAAAAAAAAAAAAAAAAAAAAAAAAAGACCCACUUUCAUCACCAGUGGCAAUCUACGAAAGAAGGUCUGGAGCAUCUUGAAGCAGCUUCUUAGGUUCUUUGCAGACUUUCUCGCAAUAUCCUUCUGAUCGUCUUGAAGCAGUUGUGGCACAAAUUUCUUCGCAAUACUUCUCAUGUUCAACUUUUCUCAUACAAUACGUUAACGUAUACCAUAACGUAUUCCCAAGGUGUUAGAGAGGUCUUGACAGCCUGUCUACGAACUUGCAGAAUCAGAUCCUCCGUUUGCCGAACGUUUCCUGGAGUGAUACAAGUUGACUGCCGACUGGAAAAGUCCUCGUUAUCACUAGACGUUCGCCUAUUUUGAAAAGCCUAUACCAGUCGUAAGUCUGUGUCUUGCCAAAGCGUUGUCUCCAAGUGCUUGCUUCAACGUCUGGUGCGUCUCUGCAGCAGUUUUCCAGAUUUAGAAUAAAGUUUUACUUAAAUAAGCUACUGUUUCAGGUCAGCCAUCGCAAAGCCACCAACUGUCUGAAACACAACAGUGGAAAUAUGUUCACCAAGAAGCAGCCAAAUCACUGAGAUCACAGACACUUGACACACUAAUUCAGGGCAGGUGUGUGAUGGGACAGCUAAUUGUACUUCAACGUGCUCUUAAUCAUUAACGGGAAAAAUCAAAUUUUGGGAAUAUUGGAUACCACAUCGCAUUAAAUUUCUGUUGGUGUUCUGAAGUAUUCUACCAGACUGGCUCUUCCUGCAGUACUAGAUCCAUUUAAGAUGAAUUUUCUCUCAGUUGAUAUUAGCAUCGUUAUCGUAAGCCCGACACUGCUAAUCGCCGAUAUGAGUGAUAACUACGUAAGAUAAGGUAUUGUACGACGGCAGCAACAGGGUGCGAGGAACCAGUUUCAUCAACGAGGCGUGCAACUUCAGAGCCCACAGUGUGACACAGAGUUAAGGGAAUCUGUAACUGAUAUCUGUUUCUCUUCAUAACACAUGCUUUAUUUUUCACGCAAAAUUUCCGCCUUCAUAUUGUUUUUUUUCUGAAUUCCUCAGUCAGGCUAGUGAUUUCAUGCCACACGGCUACACACACACACACACACACACACACACACACACACACACACACAAUCAUAUGUGAAAACGAUUAUCCCACAUUUACACUCGUCCUUCUGCCAACGUCUUCUUACAGGAACAGCAUCUGCGGUAAUCUGCAAGCACAUUGCAAAUCGUGGAUCUCUUCUUUUUUCUUUGAAAAAAAAUUCUCAAAAAAUGAGCAAUAAUCAGUGGUGCACAGCACGGACCGCUUGUGCACAACUUCUUUGGUAUACACCCCACGCUUCCUUUGGAGACUCCUAAUGAACUGCGUUUGACAGUUGUCUUCUCCUUUAGGUCAUUCUAAAUGUUAUUAUUAAAUGUCUUGACUUUGUCGUGAUAUUUGCGUAUUCUGGACUUCAGUGCCCAUUGAACUUCUUAUUUUCGUUACCAAAUGUAAUUAAGGAACUUCUUUGGAGGUACAUUUAGUUUUCUUGAUAUCGAACACUCCCUCCGAAGCACCCCGUCAGUUCUGCUGCUUAUUAUUCUAGUCAUAAAUGUGGUCGUGUGAAAUAUAGCAGAACACAAAAUCCUGAAAAUUCACACCUGUACACAAGCCAUUCUUCCAACUGCCAUACAGUGGCAUAAACACUAAGAACCAACGAUUGCACUCAGUUAAUCACAGUGUAAGCUAGUCGUAAGCAGUGAAUUCUCUGACUCAUAACCUUACAUGUUAUCACAAGUAAUUUCGCAAGGAUUUUUUUCUUCUCAUUCUACCGUUUAGACAUGAACCAUAUGAUGUAAUCCCAUGGAACAGUUAUGCUUCCUCAUAUUACAACUCUUGGGUGGAAUGUAAAUUUUUUCUCAUCGUACACUAUUUCAACCAUUCAGUCCCCCUCCAUUUCUAGGAUAUAUUUUUCCCGUAACACGAAACACACUGUAGAAUUCUCAGCUUCAGUAAUUUAGUAAACUCGUAUAUAAAAAUCAGCAGCUCUUCAGACCGUUACGAAAGUAUAUACUCCGAUUCAGUCCCAUGUUUCCUCAGUGCAGAAUUUUAAUGCUUGCUUCAACCACACCUUAACUGAUCGGAAGAUAAUAGUAGCCAUACGUUGGUCAGUUCUUUAAAUUUGUAGAGAAUACGCGCUUCUUAUUGAGACCUAUCUAAAUUCAGACUGUUAUGUUCUCCUUUAACCUUAUUUUCUGUAAGUCGAAAACACUGUAUACUAUCCCCUUUGAGCGGCAGUCUAACAAUUACAGUUGGUUUACUUGAAGAAAUCUGCCGUGAAAAACUUGCUUUAAAUAGAGAUGAAGUGAAUCAACAGAAAAUGCGAGCCAAUCUCAUAUGACACUACCGCGCUUCAUCCACAGCCAGUAGACCAAUGAAAUCAACUGCUUACAUAAACUACACUCGCGUUAUUAAUACCAUCUGUAAGCCGAAUUGGAUACCAAAUCAAAUAAACAACUUUUUCUUCAUACAUUUUUACAGUGCAUGAAUUUUAAUUCACUCUCAGCAAUGCUCCUGUCGUUUGAGCUCUCUACACCUCCUGAAUUAUCUUCAUCUCAUAAUGGUGUCUUAUGAAAUGCUAGAAGGAAAACAUAUUCUGUCUUCACAACACUAAAUGAGCACUUUUCUUCUGGAUGUGCACGAUUACGAAAAACUGGAAACAGACUAAUUUGUCUUGCAAUAAAUCAGAGACAGAAAUAUGAUUGCGUUUUCGUAUCUCUCUGACAUCUCGUUGACAAUGAUGUCUCAGUUACUCCAAAAAAUGAUAAACUAGACAUAUUCGUGGUUCGCCGUAUCAAGAAGGAAAAACUGCAAGACAGGUUGACUGAAACAAUAACGAAGAUUAUACGACAAGGAAACAUUCGAGAGGAGGCGGAAACUGGGACAGUAUUGCAAUAGCAGUAUGCUACCUACAUCACGAAGCCUUUUUCCUGUAUUGAUACUGAUCUUGUAUUGCCGUAGGUUAACAAUAAUGUUCCUAAAAACUCUUUUAAGCCUGACUAGUUCACAUAGUGACAUUAUGUGUACCAGUAUUUGACCGUGUCUAUGUUCCUAUGCGCUGUUUUUGUAUGGACAGUAUACAAUUUUCUGUAAGAUAUUAAAACCAAUAAAUUUAGUUUUUCAUAAACAUGAA
Molecule: messenger RNA, 5502 nt
Organism: Schistocerca gregaria
Lineage: Eukaryota; Metazoa; Arthropoda; Insecta; Orthoptera; Acrididae
Product: facilitated trehalose transporter Tret1-like
Exons: 5
Coding region: 405-1889 (494 amino acids)
Biological process (GO): transmembrane transport
Cellular component (GO): membrane
Molecular function (GO): transmembrane transporter activity
Source: RefSeq, a predicted model, not a curated record